This is a messenger RNA of Actinia tenebrosa (Australian red waratah sea anemone), 606 nucleotides long. Its product is annotated as aggrecan core protein-like. The record is from RefSeq and is a predicted model, not a curated record. NCBI's taxonomy places the organism in Eukaryota, Metazoa, Cnidaria, Anthozoa, Actiniaria, Actiniidae. Gene Ontology annotation, molecular function: calcium ion binding.
UCAGCCUCACUCAUAAUCCUUUACCUGCCAUAUCAAGGAAUUCUCCCAACAGCCGCUAGGUGAUGAUGAGACGUUCUUUUUUCUUGUGGCUUGGAAUUUAUAUCCUUCACGCUUCUGUUCUUGCGGCUGCAGAAGGAUGCAAAGGCAUGACGUUUAAGGAUACAUUUGAAGGCAAAGCUUUGAAGAACCACGUGAUCAAGACUGAACAAGCCACAAACGACGCACACUGUGAGUCUAAGUGUUUCAUUGAUGAUCGAUGCAUCGCUUACAGCUUUGGGAAAGACAAGGACAAUCAGAAACAAAUGUGCGAAUUAAGUGAGUCAGAUCACGUGAUGCAUCCUGACGAUCUUGUUGAUCGAGAAGACACAAUAUAUCGGCGUGCUGAGAAUAACUGCAAUUGUCAGAACUACCAGGUUUGUCGCGUGAACUUUGUGGAUGACACUCAUCGAUGUGAAUGCAAAGCUGGGUUUACUGGGAACCUGUGCGAUCAAGAGAUAAAGCCGUGUGAUUCAACUCCAUGCCUGAAUGGAGCAACUUGCAUCAAUAAUGCAGAUCAGUUUGGUUGUACGUGCAGUGCAGGAUUUACUGGACAAGUUUGUGAAAUAG